Cydia strobilella is the source of this 1894-nucleotide messenger RNA. RefSeq names its product oocyte zinc finger protein XlCOF19-like. Bases 1 to 939 code for a protein of 312 amino acids. The transcript has 2 exons. The record is from RefSeq and is a predicted model, not a curated record. Gene Ontology annotation, biological process: regulation of transcription by RNA polymerase II. Gene Ontology annotation, molecular function: DNA-binding transcription repressor activity, RNA polymerase II-specific; RNA polymerase II cis-regulatory region sequence-specific DNA binding. Lineage: Eukaryota; Metazoa; Arthropoda; Insecta; Lepidoptera; Tortricidae. Gene Ontology annotation, cellular component: nucleoplasm.
AUGGCUAUUGUUCCAGUGUGCGUCAAGAUGGAGGCGGAGCGCGUGUGCGUGUGCGUGAAGCCGGAGCCCGCGGGGGAGGGAGGGAGCGGGACGGCAGCGGCAGGCGAGUGCGGGAGCGAGACCGAACUAGAGACGAACGAGAGCGGCGUCUUUCGGCGGACCCGCGCGGGAGUUAAAUCAGCCCGGUCUCACGUGUGCCACAUAUGCAGAGAAGAGUUUAAGAAAAUGAACAAAUUCAAGGCACACAUGAAAACACACAAGAGUGAGAAGCCUUUUCUCUGCGACCAGUGCGACAAGCGGUUCAACUGCUUGAACACUUUGAAGGUUCAUCAGCGAACUCACCGGCCGCACUCCUGCGGAACGUGUUGCAAGACGUUUGCACUACUCAGCGACUUACAGUACCAUGAACGAACUCACAAAGGGGAGAAACCUUAUUGCUGUUCCACUUGUAAGAAAGAGUUCGCUUAUCCGUCCCAUUUGAAGCACCAUGCGAAAAUACAUACUAAUGAGAAACCAUUCGCGUGCAAAGUCUGUAACACUGCGUUUUCGAAACUGAACAAUUUGAAAAGACAUGAAUUUAUACAUACGGGAGAGAAACCAUUUGUGUGCGACGUGUGCAAAAAGGAGUUUGCUUUUUUGGUUGCAUUAAAAGUACAUAUUGGAAUACACAAAAAUGAGAAACCAUACUCUUGCGAUAUAUGUAGAAAGAAAUUUACACAAAGGAGCUAUUUAAUGACACAUGCGCGAAUACAUUCUGAUGAUAAGCCGUUCGUGUGUGAAGUGUGUACGAAGGCGUUUAGGGGCUCGAGUGCAUUGAGGAGACAUGAGCGGAUACACACGGGGGAGAAACGGUACUCGUGCAAAGUCUGCAUGUACGAGUUUACAGAUUUGAGUAAUCUGAAGAGACAUGAACGACUCCAAGUUUGCCUGAAGUCAUAACACGUGAAAAUAAUGUCUAAAUUUGACGACCGGUCUGACCUAGUGGGUAGUAACCCUGCCUGUGAAGCCAAUGGUCCUGGGUUCGAAUGCCGGUAAAGGCAUUUAUUUGUGUGAUGAGCACAGAUAUUUGUUCCUGAGUCAUGGGUGUUUUCUAUGUAUUUAAGUAUUUAUAUAUUAUACAUAUAUAUCGUUGUCUGCGUACCCAUAACACAAGCCUCCUUGGGCUUACCGUGGAACUUAGUCAAUCUGUGUAAGAAUGUCGGAUGUCCGAUAAUAUUUAUUUAUUUAAAUUUAAAUCUAUAUUAUGUUAUAAAAACAUUACCAUACAUUAUAUAUACAUUAAUUGUAUAUACAUACAUUAAUUGUAUAUCUUAACCUGUUUUAUGUGCAAUAAAAUGUUUACAUACAUACACUAAGAACAAAUUAAAUUAUUUUCUAUGAAAAUAUUUUAAUUUGUGGUUUCUCAAGUACUAUGUAAUUAUAAAUAAUAAUUUCAGUUUACAUACAUACAUACUAAAUAAUUGGAUGCCGUCCAUUUGGAUGAAUCCAUUGUAACGGCAUCCAUUUGGAAGGCUCGUCAGUGGCCUGCUUAAGGUAUAACAAGUUAACCUAUAUAUACCUAUACAAUAUGUGCAUGGAUUUGCAGUUAACACAUUCACUGCCAUGCGCUAUUCGCACAUAAAGUUUUUCCCGUGUUAUCGGCUACGCUCGUAACGCGUAGUUCGCGCUGGCAGUAAAUGUGUUAAUAGUCGACAUAACCCUUUUCCAGGAUUUAUCGACCACAUACGUUCAAAUAUAAAUUCAACUUUAGCAUUCCGAUUUAAGGUUCAAAUUACAUUGCACUUUCGGGAAAUGUGACUCGUCUUCAAAUGAAUCAUCAAAGCUGGAUUAAUUGGAAUAUAUUUGGAUUUUUUGGGGAUUGGUGCGAUCUCGAAAAGGUGCGUCCAUAUCUAAC